AUGAAAAUACAGUUUAGUUUGGCAAUUUUUUUUAUUCAAUAUAUUUGUGGUGUCUCAGCCUGGAUGAGUGAAGGCCAUCUCAUUGGUAAUAACUUAAAAUUUUAAUCAUAUUUAGUCUCAAGAAUAGCCUACGAAAAACUCAUAAAAAAAAAUCCUAAUGCUUUUGCUAAAGCAUCUGAGCUUUUAAGUUAUGGUUCUAAAAUGAAUCCAUCUUUUAAAGUAUCCGAAGGCGAUUAUCCAUUCGUUGAAUCAUCAAUAUAUGCUGAUAUAAUAAAUUUUUAAGACGGCUAAUGGCAAACUUCCUGGCACUAUGUCAAUACUCCACUUUUAGAAAAAGGCAGUGAUAUUUCUUAGUUUCCGGAAUUUUAAUUCAAACCUGAGAACAUUACAUCUGCCAUCUAGGGUAUCUUAUCUUGGCUUAUUCAAGAAUAAGGAUUCUAGAAUAACUUUGUAUACUAGACAAUAAUGCAAAGAGUAGAAAACAAUGAGAAAUUAGGAUAAUCAUAUGCACUAAGGCUCCUAAUUCAUUAUGUAGGAGAUAUUCAUCAGCCUUUACAUUGUAUUUCUAAAGUAAAUAAGCAAAAUCCUAAAGGUGAUGAUGGGGCAAUCAAAAUCAAUGUACUAGAUCAAAAUGGUUCUACUACAUCUCUUCACUUACUAUCAGACUCUUUAGUUUAAAAUCUUUAUAGGAAUGAAACUUUAGGAUGGGCAGCAGAAAAUCUUCUUCUGGGUGAUAAAGUAUAUCAAGGAGUGAAAGAAAAUGAGCAAGUUCCAGAUGCAUAUAUAAAAGAAUAAUUAUUGAUUUUUGAACAGAGAUUACUUGUGGGUGGGUAUAGACUUGCCUUCCUGAUAGAAGGUUUGUUUGAUCGAGUAAAAUCAUCAAAAGAAAACAAAUUAUUCCUAAAAUAAAAAGAAUUAAUCAAUGAGCUUGAACCUACAAAUUUAAGUUAAAAGGAUUAAUAAAAAAUGCCUUGA
Messenger RNA from Stylonychia lemnae, 975 nucleotides. The record is from the annotation of a GenBank genome assembly. NCBI's taxonomy places the organism in Eukaryota, Ciliophora, Spirotrichea, Sporadotrichida, Oxytrichidae.